AUGGACGAUAUUCUGUCAGCAGCGUUAACCGAGGCGGGUCUCGAAGAGUUUCUAUGCGCACCGUCACCAGUACCGAGCACUUCUGGAAGCGCUCACGAUGAAGCGGUAGUCACACAAAGCGCUCCACCCACAUCAUAUCCAACCUCCUCCUCCUCAUCCACGAAUAAUCACUUUUUCGACGAUUCGCAUUCGAAUGACUCCGCCCACUCGGCGACGACCUAUUAUAACACUCCGCUGAAUACACCGUUCGUUUCUGCAGAAGAUGGCGGUGCUCCGACGUCGUUUUUCGGAAUGGACGAGGAGGACGGAGGGUGUACGAUUACGCCGGCAAGAAGUCAAAGUUUAGAGGAGCCGUUGUAUUAUCCGCAAGUUCAGGUGAUCCCUCGAAAACAACUGCCUCCGGAACCCAAAAAUGAAGAGCCACCAUCAACGCCUCCUGAAGAGGAUCAUCCAACGUCAUCUGAAAUUUCAGAUCCAAAAGUGAUAAAAGAAGAACCAGAAAGUACUCCAUCCACAUCAACUGCAGUAUCUUCACGUGUUGUUUCUUCGCUGGCUUCUCAACGAUCUCACACAGGGUCUCCAGUCACAUCAGAAGGGAUUACUGCACCACUAACCAGAAAGAGCUUGCCAGUGACACCUGGUUCAAUUGUGAAACGAACUGUACAGACAAAGGAUGGACUGCAGACGCAGUAUUUGAAGGCUGUGGUGAACGAGAAUGGCGAAAAAAUCUAUCGAUUGCUGAGCCCCGUCGCUGCUUCCGCUGUGGCUGCUCGCGGAGCAAUGGCCAGAUCAUCAACAGGUCCACAAUCGGUUCGUGUCGGUAACACCAUAGUAAAUAAGAACGGAGAGCGUUUGAUGGUAGUGAGGAAUCAAACCGGACCUAAUGGACAACUACUAGUCAAGAGGAUCGUCACAAACGGGACACGAGGCACAGGCGGAAUUCCAGGAUCCAGAAUGAUAGCCAGUGGAGGUCACGGAAGGGAGCAGGUGUAUAGAGCGCUUAGCGGAUCCGGAGGCCACUUGAUCCGUCGAACAGUGCCAGGAGGACAAGCUCAGAGAGGUGGAAUGGUCGUCAGGCAUGCAGUUCGAGGGACAUACGGAGGUGGGAAUGGUGUAUCUGCGCCUGGAUAUCGUGUAAAUCUUGUUGGACGUGGCGGAUCCACAAUGGUACACCAUCAACCGCUGAACCGGGUGGUCGCUCGAGGAGCCAUUCAGACGUCUGGAGGCCGAAUUGUGUCACGUGGCGCUUUGAGACCGCAGCCAUUGCAUGUGUCGAAUUCCACGCCGUCUUUUCAGUACAUGGAAGAGAAUCCUGGAAAUUCUGGAAGUUUCCAGCAGGCAAAGACACCUGGUGCAGGGGUUAUCCAGGCUAGACACAUGCAGCAACAACAAUAUCAAGUUGGUCAACAUCAGAAUCGAAUGGUUUUGAAUAGAUCAUCUACCAACGCUGGAAUCUCUCGAAUGGUCGGUGGGUACGAUCCACAACAACUUCCGCAAGUCGCGCCGAACGGACGUCUAAUCAUUCCGACGAAUUCUGUGAUGCGUGGAAUUCCAGGACCAUCAGGGAUGCCGUCACCUAGAAUUCCAGUCACUCCACAGCCACAAACCAAGUCGCAGAAGGCCAAGGAUGAGAUGAGGAUGGCGUAUCAAGUGGGAAGAGAUGAGGCUUUGCAGCAGAGAAAGAAUGAUUUGGAGGAUGAUGAAGAGAACCUUGGCUAUGCAGAAACCUAUUCCGAGUACACCCCAGCAAAACUUCGUUCCGGAAUGGCCCAUCCUGACAGUGUCGUUGAAUCCGCAUCCCUCUCCAGUGUCUCCCCGCCAGACGUCAAAUAUCAAAUCUCGAUUCCCGAGUAUUUGAUCGAUAUGGGACACAUCUCUGCACUUCAGUUAGAAGCUGUCAUUUAUGCCUGUCAGAUGCACGAGCGACGAAUGCCUUCAGGAGAGAGAUAUGGAUAUUUAAUUGGUGAUGGUGCUGGUGUUGGAAAGGGUCGAACGGUGGCUUGUAUCAUUUUUGAGAACUAUUUGCAGGGUCGUAAACGCGCGAUCUGGCUCUCUGUCUCCUCUGAUCUCAAAUUCGAUGCUGAACGAGACCUCCGUGAUUGUGGUGCUCCAAAUAUCCCAGUUUACGCUUUAAACAAGAUGAAAUAUGCUAAAAUUUCCGGAAAAGAAAAUGGGUCCAUCAAGAAAGGAGUCAUGUUUGCCACGUACACAUCGCUGAUUGGAGAGUGUCGAGGAGCAAAAUCUCGCAAAUACCGUAGUCGUAUCAGCCAACUGAUCCAAUGGUUCGGUCAGGAUUACGAUGGAGUUAUCAUUCUUGAUGAGUGCCAUCGAGCCAAAAAUCUGGUGCCAACCGCCGGAGCAAAGCCAACAAAAACAGGAAGAAUGGUUCUAGAACUUCAGAAGGCUCUUCCAAAUGCUCGUGUUGUGUAUGCUAGUGCUACUGGAGCUACUGAGCCCCGAAAUAUGGCCUAUAUGACUCGUUUGGGACUAUGGGGAGAGCGUCAGGCGUUUCCAGAGUUUCACGAUUUUAUCUCUGCCGUUGAGCGACGAGGUGUCGGAGCUAUGGAGAUCGUGGCGAUGGAUAUGAAGCAGAGAGGUCUCUAUUUGGCGCGUCAGUUGUCUUUUCGAGGAGUCUCGUUUGCGGUUCAGGAGGUUCAGUUGUCGAGUGACUUCGUGAAGAUGUACGAUGCGGCGGUGAAGUUGUGGAUGGAGGCGAGAAGGCAGUUUCAGACUGUAAUAGAAACCAUGGAUGAAGAAGAGCGAUCCACCUGCAAAACGAUUUGGGGACAAUUCUGGGCUUGUCAUCAGCGAUUCUUCAAAUAUCUUUGUAUUGCCGCCAAAGUUGACACCUGUGUUCAACUAUCCAGAGAAGCUAUCAAGGCCAAAAAAUGCGUCGUAAUUGGUCUUCAAUCCACCGGAGAAUCAGCAACAUUGGAGACGUUGGAGGAGAUGGGCGGAGAACUGAAUGAGUUCGUUUCUACUGCCAAGACUGUUCUCUAUGGCUUGAUUGAUAAGCAUUUUCCAACGGACACAUCGCUUUCGAUGGGUGAUCGAGACAUUUUCAAAGAUUUCGAUGACUUUGAUAGACCUGCUAAGCGGAGAAAAACUCGAGAGACUCUUAGCUUCCUUGGAGAUGUUGGAUUCGACACGUGGACUGGUGUGACGACUGGAAUGGGUGGACAAGUCGGAGAAGGUGGCAAAAGUCUGAAGUUUGGAUCCAUUGGUAGACCUGGAACAUCGAAAGUAGGACAAGACGAGGCUAAUUCGACAACAUCGGAAAGUUCUGGAGACGAAUCUGGAGACAAUUCUGCAUCCGAAUUUGAGGAUGAUAAAAAUGGAGACCUUGCCAGCGCGAGAGAAGAAGCAGAGGGAGCUCGUACCUUGGAAGAUGGAGAGGAGGAUGAAUGGGUGAAGGCGUUGUUGGCAGAAGCAGAAUCAUCAAGUGACGAGGAUUCAGAUGAAGCUGAAGACGUGAAAGAGGAUGCAGAAGACGAGGAGGAGGAAGGAGAGCAGCAGGUGAAACGAGAGCCAGACGAGGAGUUUAAUCCGUUCAUGUGUGAUUUUUCGAGAGGAGAUCCGUGGGCGAACAUGCAGCAAAUCGUGGAAGACACGCCUGUCAAAGAACGAAAGACGAAGAAACGAAAACGCGACGAGGAAGAAGCUGAAAGAAUGAGAGAGAAGGUUCGGAAACGAGAAGAGCGUCGUGAGAAGAAACGUCGUCGUGCGAUUCGGAAGGCUGAAAGAGAGAAGAGACGCAGAAACGAGGAACUCCAAGCUCGAGGAUCCGCUACAGACUUCAUCACGUCUUCUAGAAUAUGUGGGUCUUCUGGAGAAAAAGAGGAUAUCAAUCCAUUGCUCAUCAAAACCGAGCUACUUGCCGCUGUAGAAAGAUUAGCACCUUCGCUCCCAGCGAAUACCUUGGAUCAGUUGAUCGAUGAGAUGGGCGGCCCUGAAUAUGUUGCAGAAAUGACUGGAAGACGAGGUCAUAUGGUGACCACUGAGACUGGAGAUGUCAUGUACCAAAGGAGAAAUGCCAAUGCAGAAGUUUCACUGGAAUUGAUCAAUAUGGAGGAGAAGGAGAAGUUCAUGCGUGGCGAGAAGCUCAUCGCUAUUAUCUCUGAAGCGGCGUCAUCUGGAAUCUCUCUACAAUCGGAUAGACGUGCUAUGAAUAAAAGAAGACGUGUGCAUAUCACUUUGGAACUUCCGUGGUCUGCUGACAAGGCCAUUCAACAGUUCGGAAGAACCCAUCGAUCCAAUCAAGUCUCUGGACCAGAGUAUGUUUUUCUGAUAUCUGAGUUGGCUGGAGAGAAACGAUUCGCUUCCAUCGUUGCAAAACGUCUGGAAUCUCUUGGAGCUCUUACCCAUGGAGAUAGAAGAGCCACUGAGACGAGAGAUUUGUCUCAAUUUAAUAUGGAUAAUAAAUAUGGAAGAGUUGCUCUUGAUACUCUUUUGAAAACUGUAAUAGGACAGGCUGGAGUGCCUCUUAUCGAGCCUCCCAAAGAUUAUAAGGCUGGAGACUUCUUCGAAGAUAUGAGACUUUAUAUGGAAGGUGUUGGAUUGCUGGCUAAGAACAAAAACGGACAGUAUACCAUUGAAAAAGAAGCAGCGACGAUUCCAAAGUUCCUCAAUCGAAUCCUGGGACUCCCUGUACACGCUCAGAACUCGCUGUUCCAUUACUUCUCGGAAAUCGUUGCGGAGCUGAUUGCUCAGUCCAAACACGAUGGAACCUAUGACACUGGAAUCAUGGAUCUGGGUACUGGUGAUGAUCAGGUUCGGAAGCUGGAGACUCGAGUGUUCACAGGACGAGUCGAUAAUGGAUCGUUCCGGGUUGAGAUGCACAAGAUUGGUGUGGAGAGAGGAGUCAGUUGGGAUGAGGCGAUGGAGUUGUUCAAGGAGCAUAGUAAUGAUGAUGACGGAUUCUAUCUUUGCCAUCCGGGCGGUGCUAACACUGCCAACACGAAAAAAGUGGCCGCCUUGGUAUACGGUAUUGGAAAGAUUCGAAUGGAUAACGGAGCUCGGCUCUAUGCAAUAACCCGCCCGUCUACUGGUCGAUCUCCCAAGUUGAUGACCAUGGCUGAUUUGAGUAAACGAUUCAGCAAGGUUACGGUAGAUGAAGCCAAGGAGGUCUGGAAGCAGCAGUAUGAUUCCGCCGCGAACAUGUGUCAACACAACUACAUAUACUCAAAAUGUCGUACCGAAUCCAAUGGAACGUAUUGUGAAGUUGGACGACGUACACGAACCUAUUUCGUUCUGUCCGGAUCCGUCUUGUCUGUUUGGCCGAUUGUCGAAGAGGUUCUCGCUGGAAGCGAUCGGAAGUCGUCUCGAAUGCAAGUGAUUCGUGUCAGAACUGAUCAUGAUCAGAAGAUUGUUGGUAAGUUGGGGAUAAACAGACACACAGACAGAGGAAAACAAUUGUCGUUAUCAGUGAUCUGUCUACUGGUGCUUCCAAGCCACGUCCGCAACCUUGUCACCCAACUGGAAACCCACUGUGGCAGAAGUUAUGUCAAAACUGAGCCCUAA
Messenger RNA from Caenorhabditis briggsae, 5520 nucleotides. RefSeq names its product Protein CBR-LET-765 (gene Cbr-let-765). The record is from RefSeq and is a predicted model, not a curated record. Gene Ontology annotation, molecular function: chromatin DNA binding; histone binding. NCBI's taxonomy places the organism in Eukaryota, Metazoa, Nematoda, Chromadorea, Rhabditida, Rhabditidae. Gene Ontology annotation, biological process: regulation of DNA-templated transcription. Gene Ontology annotation, cellular component: nucleus. The coding region runs from base 1 to 5520 and encodes 1839 amino acids. The transcript has 8 exons.